Molecule: messenger RNA, 2211 nt
Organism: Triticum aestivum (bread wheat)
Lineage: Eukaryota; Viridiplantae; Streptophyta; Magnoliopsida; Poales; Poaceae
Product: transcription factor bHLH18
Exons: 4
Coding region: 416-1444 (342 amino acids)
Molecular function (GO): protein dimerization activity
Source: RefSeq, a predicted model, not a curated record
GGUAGUAUGCUUGACAUAAUGCUACUCCAAACCCUUUGUUAAAAAAAAGGGCACGGUGCAGCGGGAUAGGUGACUUGAGCGAGCGAGCGAGGGAGGCAGCCACCAUUGGUACAGUCUGCGGAUGAAAGGAAGGGGAGGGAGGCCGAGUAGUUCACACCCGACCUAGAACAAGAGGCCUUAAAAUAGUCUCCCGCCCCCGUCGCAGAGGUUAUAUAAGGUCGCCUCCGUUGGACAUUGGUGCAAAGGAAAGGGACCAAUACCACAUCGCCGGCUGACCCAUCUCUCUCCCUCUCUCCCUCUCUCUCUCUCCCAAGGAUUCGGGCUGUUCGGUCGAGCUUGUGGAAGCAGUUUGCUGCGAUCUUUGGCUUUGGAGGCGAGGAGUUUCGAGGGAGCGAGCGAUUUUUAGUAUCUGCGAAUGGCGACUCAGUGGUUCUCCAAUAUGGUGAUGGACGAGCCGAGCUUCUUCCACCAGUGGCAGUCGGACGCGACGCUGGAGCAGUACACGGAGCAGCAGAUCGCCGUGGCCUUCGGGCAGGGGGAGAUGGAGGCGGCGGCGCUGAUGCAGCAGCAGCAGUACGCCGCGGCGGCGGCGGCGGGCGAGCACCGGCCGCGCAAGGCGGCCAAGGUCAACACCAGCUGGGACUCGUGCGUCACGGAGCAGGGCUCCCCCGCCGACUCCUCCUCCCCGACCAUCCUCUCCUUCGGCGGCCACGGCCACGCCGACGCGUUCGCCAAGGCGCCGCAGGCCCCCAGCGCCGCCGCCGCCGCCUACUACGGCGCGGCGCCCGUGAAGCCCAAGCAGGAGGUCGACGCGGGGGGCGUGGCGCCGUUCCAGCAGGUCAAGCGCAGCUACGACGCCAUGGUCGCCGAGCCCGCCAGGGCGCCCUCCCGGCCGGCCGCCCAGAACCAGGACCACAUCAUGGCCGAGCGCAAGCGCCGCGAGAAGCUCAGCGAGCGCUUCAUCGCGCUCUCCAAGAUCGUGCCGGGCCUCAAGAAGAUGGACAAGGCGUCGGUGCUGGGCGACGCGAUCAAGUACGUCAAGACGCUGCAGGAGCAGGUGAAGGGCAUGGAGGAGGUGGCCCGCAGGCGGCCGGUGGAGUCGGCGGUGCUGGUCAAGAAGUCGCAGCUCGCCGCCGAGGAGGACGACGGGUCGUCCUGCGACGAGAACUUCGAGGGCGCCGACGCCGGGCUGCCGGAGAUCGAGGCCCGGAUGUCGGACCGCACCGUGCUCGUCAAGAUCCACUGCGAGAACCGCAGGGGCGUCCUCGUCGCCGCGCUCUCCGAGCUCGAGAGCAUCGACCUCGCCAUCAUGAACACCAAUGUGCUCCCCUUCACCGCCUCCUCCAUCGACAUCACCAUCAUGGCCACGGCCGGCGAGGACUUCUCGUUGUCAGUCAAGGACAUCGUCAGGAAGCUACAUCAAGCGUUCAAGUCGUCGCCAUGAAGGACUUGCUCCUGAUCAAGUCUAAUUUAGAACUUUGGCUUCUGUUUCUCUCCUUUUUUUCACCAUUAGCCUCGAGGAUUUGGGGCUAAUGAGUUUUAGGUUCAUCCCCGCUGGUGCUUCUGAUGAUAGCUCCCUUGCAGUCCCCCACACGGUGCCCCUCAAAGAUAGCCAUUUCCACCUUUUUUUGCCCCAUGGGUGCAGCAAAAACACUAGUAAAUUACUUCUACCCUCUCCCUUUUUUUGCAUGGUUUGAUCAGAUCAUUCCAUGUUCCUGGGAGAGAGUAGAGUGACAAAAAAUGAGACAUGUCUUUUUCUAGGGCUAGUUACCAAGGGGAGUUUGAAUUUUACAAAAACCCAUUUUUCAUUUCUCCCCUACAUCAAUAUAGCCCUUUUCACCCUGUUUUUUCGACGAGAGGCCGGUUCGAGUUUUUUUUCAAACCCAAACACCUACCCUUUGCCGUCCUCUCAAAUCCCACCACUGUUCCCGGAAGGCUUCAAAUAUCUGUGGACAAAAAUGGCGUCUUCUUUUUUUUCAGCACCGAGGGGGACUUUUGCAAGCCUUGAUUCAGAAGUUCAGUAGUAGGGUGUGCCUGUUUUUCAGGGCUAGUGCAAGCUGGUUGGUUGGCUUGGAUGAACCCUUUGCUUGUAGUUUCCUUAUGGUUUUUGUUGUAACAGGAUCAAGAUUGUAGCUCAGCCCGACCUGUACCCUCUUGUUUGCUUGCAUACAAGUAUAAAGAAUAAAUAAAUAUGCUCGGUUGUUAACUUGA